AUGUUGGAUACCUUAGACUUGGCUGUGGUCAUUGCACUUGCUUUGGCUGCUGCUUACUAUUUUGGCAAGGAUUAUUUCAUCAAGUCCGAUGAAGCGUCAUCCGCCGGUUUCGUUGCACACGGAGCGGAACAAAGUCGGGAUUUGAUCGCGACACUAAAAAAGAACAACAAAAACGCAGUUGUAUUCUUUGGUUCUCAGACUGGUACGGCCGAGGAUUAUGCAACCAAGUUGUCGAAGGAAUUGCACUCCAAGUUCGGUUUGAGAGUUUUGAACGCGGACUUGGCUGACUUCGACUACGAUAACCUUCUGGACUUGGAUCCUGACUACUUGGUCUUCUUUGUGGUGGCUACUUAUGGUGAGGGUGAGCCAACCGAUAAUGCUGUUGAGUUCUUCAAUUGGUUAGACAACGACGCUGACCAGAUGGCAAACUUGAAAUACACUGUAUUCUCACUUGGUAACUCUACUUACGAAUUCUUCAAUGCUGUGGGAAUAAAGUUAAAUGAGAAGCUCGAGUCCCUAGGUGCUGAAAGCUUUGCUCCUUACGGUCAAGGUGACGAUGGUGUUGGAACUAUGGACGAAGAUUUCUUGGCUUGGAAGGAACAAUGUUUUGAUUCAUUGAAGAACAAUCUUAACUUCGAAGAAAAGGAACUGGUGUAUGAGCCAUCUUUUGAAUUGGAAGAGCUCUCUUCCAAGUCAGCUCUGGAUGAGGGAGUAUCAAACGGAGAGCCUAACAAGAAAUACGUUGAGGGAACCACUGACCUCUCGCGGGGUCCUUUUGAUCACACUCACCCAUACUUGGCUCCAAUCUCAUACACGAAAGAGCUUUUCAAAUCAAGUGAUCGUUCUUGCGUCCAUGUUGAGUUUGACACCUCUGCUUCCAAUUUGAAGUACACAACCGGCGACCAUUUGGCCGUGUGGCCCUCUAAUCCUGACGAGAAAGUCGAUGCGUUCAUCAAGUGCUUUGCCUUGGAGGCUAAAAGAAACGCUGUGUUCAAACUCAAAUCUUUGGAUUCGACUGUUCAUGUCCCAUUUCCUACACCAAUCACCUAUGAAGCUGUUAUUAGACACCACAUGGAAAUUUCUGGUCCAAUUUCCAGACAAGCUUUAAUGUCAAUUGCAUCUUUUGCUCCAAACCCUGAAGUAAAGACCAAAUGUGUUGAAUUAGGCUCUGACAGAGCCAAAUUCGCACAAGAAAUUCAUUCAAAGUUCUAUAAUUUGGCUGAUGCACUUCUUAAGAUAUCCGCUGGCGUUCCAUGGAGUAAUGUUCCCUUCGUUUUCCUUAUUGAAUUGAUUGCCAGUUUGCAACCUCGUUACUACUCUAUUUCGUCUUCUGCAUCAACCGAAAAGUCCAAGAUUCAUAUCACUGCUGUCGUCGAAGCCGAAGAAAAAGAUGGUGUGCUGGUCACUGGUGUUGCGACAAAUUUGUUGAAGAAUGUUGAAGUUGCGCAAAAUGGCAAGAAUGACUCUCUUGUGUGUAACUACGACUUGAACGGGCCAAGCAACAAGUUUUCGAAAUUUAAGCUUCCUGUACAUGUCCGUAGAUCCACUUUCAAAUUACCUUCUAAUCCCUCGACACCAAUCAUUCUUGUUGGUCCAGGAACUGGAGUUGCCCCUAUGAGAGGUUUUAUCAGAGAACGAGUUAACCUUCUGAAGAAAGGAGAAGGUGUUCGUUUGGGUAAAACACUUUUGUUUUACGGCUGCAGAAACAACGCAGACUAUUUGUACCAGGAUGAAUGGCCUGUUUACAGCGAAGCGCUUGGUGAAACGUUUGAGAUGGAAGUCGCUCUCUCCCGUGAAGACCCUAACAAGAAGGUGUAUGUUCAAGACAAAAUUAAAGCUCGUGCUAAAGAAAUCGAUUCCUUAAUCCAAGAUGGUGCUUUUAUUUAUGUCUGUGGUGAUGCAUCUAGAAUGGCCAGAGAUGUACAAUCAACUUUUGCAAAGAUUUUGAGUGAACAGAGAGACAUUUCUAUUGAGAAAGCGACCGAACUUGUCAAGUCUAUGAAGGUUCAGAACCGUUAUCAAGAAGAUGUUUGGUGA
Australozyma saopauloensis is the source of this 2037-nucleotide messenger RNA. RefSeq names its product Ncp1p (gene NCP1). Bases 1 to 2037 code for a protein of 678 amino acids. Gene Ontology annotation, cellular component: cytosol. The record is from RefSeq and is a predicted model, not a curated record. Lineage: Eukaryota; Fungi; Ascomycota; Pichiomycetes; Serinales; Metschnikowiaceae. The transcript has a single exon. Gene Ontology annotation, molecular function: FMN binding; NADPH-hemoprotein reductase activity; flavin adenine dinucleotide binding.